Messenger RNA from Ascochyta rabiei, 324 nucleotides. RefSeq lists its product as uncharacterized. Lineage: Eukaryota; Fungi; Ascomycota; Dothideomycetes; Pleosporales; Didymellaceae. The transcript has 2 exons. The record is from RefSeq and is a predicted model, not a curated record. The coding region runs from base 1 to 324 and encodes 107 amino acids.
AUGGAACAGAGCAUACUAAGGAAAGGAAAAACAUCGUCAACGCUGUCAAAAAAAAACGAAAAAAAAUUAACAAUAGCUGGACGACAAGGGAAGCCUCACCGCGAUACCUCUGCCAACUUCCGAGUUCACAAAACCAGCUCUAGAAGAAUAAGAGAGCACAGUCAAUCUACGAAUCAAAAUAUCAAUCGAAACCACAGCUUUGCGUUUAACAAGACACCAUCAGACGCGACCCAACUUCAGUCCGGCUUCAAUUUCUCCGAAGGCCUUAACGACUGGCCUAUUUCCGAUUUCUUAGCCUCACUAGAUCAAUGGGAGGAUCUAUAG